UGUUGUUGUUUCUUUUUUGUUUUGUUUAUGUUCAUUUAUUUGAUCUCACAAUUUAAUCCAUUGAUUAAUUAGCAAUUAAAUCUUUAAUUAUCUUUUAAAUUUUUUGUUAAUUUCCAAGUUUGAGUUUAUCUCCAUUUUCUCAGUGAUUCUUUUGUUUUUGUCUAUUCUAUUUUUUUUCUCAAUCUUUUUCUCUCUUUGAUUUGAUUUCAUUUGAUUUUCUAUUUAUUUUUCCUAUUCGCAAUUCUCAAUGUGAAUAUUUAAUUGUUCUGAGAAUCUCUUGUAAAUUAAUAAUCUAUCACUUGAUUUACUUUAUUCACGGUGAUGUAUUAAUAGAUUGAACUUAAUCUUAGAUCCGUUUGGAUUGAUAUUCAUUUCCUGCCUCUUGGUCAUCAUCAUUAUCAUCAUCUGGCUCCUCUUAUUGAUAUAAAGUAAAUACGGAUCUAAUUAGGUGAUAAUUAGAUUAAAUUAUGGUUCAAGUUUCCCUUGGUAAAAGUUCAAUUGUCAAGAGAAAUGACCUUUGGUACAAUUGGAUCAAAUUUGGAUAAAAGUCAACAAACUAAUUUCAGGCCUAACACGAAAUUUGGACUCAACCAAAAUGUUAAUCAGCUGAUUUUGGACAUUGAUCUAAUCAUUGUAAUGAUUUAAUCCACAAUUCAUUUCAUCGUCCAAACAAUAAUGUUUCAAUUUCUGUUUAGAUACAACAAAUUAAUCCAUUUGAAUUGUUGGAAUGUAAAUUCACUUGUCAAUUAGUCAACACAUUGAUCCUGAUGAACCUAAAUGGCAAAAAAAGGUGUUAAUUUAAAUGGAGACAAUUAAUUUAUUGGAAUGAUAAACAUAAUUAGAGAGGAUGAACUAAUUGUAAUUCUCAAAUGACUGUGAUUAUUUGAAUCUACAAUCAAUCAUAUUACACCAUAGGGAUCAAGGUUCUCUCACAGAAAAUUGUUGGAAACAAUCAAAAGUAAAUCGUUGGUUAUUGAGGCUCCACAAUAUAAGUACAGAGAGAUGAUUAAAAUGUGUAAUAAUCAAUUUCUCAAUGUAUACUAAUUGUUGUAUCACUUAUUUGUGUUUACCUUUGAUGAUUAGACGGAAUUAUGGUUGUAACAAUUAAGGAAAUGUAUUUACCCAUAAAUUGGUUGAAACAACUUAAGAUGAAACCAAAUUGUCGCAAUAAGGUGAAUCCACUUAAAAAGUAAAUCCGGUUUAUUAAUCUCUUAGCAAAGUUAAUUGUUCUUAAAUUGUUCUCAAAUAUCAGUUGAUACAUGCAAGUAAACAAAGGGAACUUGAAAUUAAGGAUGAAGACCAAUUAAACAAGGAAAUUCGUCUACAUGCAAAAGCGAAAUGAAUCUAAUUUUCUCAUGAACUUUUUGCGACAAAUUCAUUUUCGAAGUUGACAAGUCACUUGUUCAAGAUUCGCACUUCGAACUCAGUUGAUUAAAAUGAGAUCGGUAAAAUGAUCUUUCGGUCGAGAGUUUCAAAUAAACUUUUCGGUAGAAUUGUCCUUCCAAUUUCUUGGGUUCGAACAAUUUAAUUACAAGAUUGAUCGAUUUAAUCAAAACAACUCAACAAAAAGUCAACUAAUUUCAGAGUUUAAGGUUAAUUGUUUGUCUCUUUCAUCAUUUGAUUUUCAUCUGUUAGUAAACAAUCAAAAGUAAUCAGCUGAUUUCUAUUUGUGUUAAUUGUUAUUCUUUGAUUGAUUUUUCUUUGUAAUAAUCACUCUACUAAAUUAGCAAUUGAAUAAGAACUCAUCAAUUAAUCCAGUUUGAUUUUCUAAUUGUGAACUUAAUGUAACUUUUUGUCCCAAGGUUAAAUUAUACCUCUUUUCCCCCAACAAAUUAAGUUAAUUAUCACAAUCUAAUCAACAAUUAAAUUCUCCUACUGUUAAUAAAAUACUCAUUGAAAUCAAAGGUACAAUCCUAUGGAUUAAAUUUAAUUAGAAAAAGUUAAUUAUAACAAUGAACCUGUUAAACGAUCCUAAUCAACUCUAAAUGAUAAUAAUCACCAAUCGGUUGGUUAAAUUUGAUUAGUAAAUUGGUUUUACUUAACAAUCAACAAUCAGAUGCGAAAGAGAAAACUAUUUUAUUUUCUAUUAAUAAGAUUAAUUGAAGCAAUUAAACAUUUCUAAUGAUGAUUCCAUUAUAUUUUCCAUACGAAUCAUUUUCUCACCAGGAUCAUGAAAAUCCUUCUCUCCGAUUCAAUUAUAAUCAUGAAAGUGAUGCAAAGUAGAUGAAGAAUAAGAGUAUUUACCUGUUAAUCCAUUAGAAUGGAUAACAAAAGGAUAAGAUUAAAUGGCGAUGAUUAGAAUUCACGAAAGCGUAAACAUGCAAAAGAGAAAAAAAAAAUUUCGCUCUCAAAACGGAUUAGCUGAAUUCGAGAAAACUUUUGUUCUUUGUACCAUCGAAACGUUAAUAACUUAUUCAUCUAAUUAAUUUAUUCACAAUUGUUGGCAUGACAAUUGAAGAAGAAAAAAAACAACGACAACAAUUAGAUGAUCAUUUGGAUGGUUAAGUGAUGAUUAAGAAAAAGCGAAAACAAGAAAAACCUUUCGCUAUCAAUGUCGCUGUUUAUUCAAGGGCAAAGGGCUGAAAGUGUAACAAUUUACAAUCGUUACAACGUUAAGAUCGACGGCAAAGUCAAAGUAUAUAAAGGAUCGUCGAUUGGAAUCAAAUAUCAUCAGUUAAUCAUCAACAUUUAUCAAGUAAACAUCAACAGUUAAUCAAAAAUCUUCCAAAAACUUUAUCAACUUUCUUAUUACAAUUAAAAUCUUCAACAAUGUCUUCAUCACAACAACAACUUUUUGGUAAAAUGAUUGUUAAUCUUUCACUUGUUGCCACAUUAAGUUUAAUUGUUUCCCUUAUUGGAUUAACUGGAGCUGUUUCAUCCCAGGAUUCGGUUAAAGCUUCAUCGGCUAAUCUGACUGCUUAUAAUACACCUUAUGCUUAUUAUGAUUACGAACGGGAUCCUCGAAGAUGGUUUGGAAAUGGUCAAUUCGCUCCCGGUGCUUCAUAUGCUGGUCCAUUGGCCCAAUUUCCCGGUGGAUUGGAGGCCAUUGCAAUCGGUUUAAUGAUGGCCGUUGGUGCGGGUUUCAUUGUUAUUCCUCUUAUGAUUAUCCUUUACAUGAUCUUUGUCUCUCCAAAUGGUAAUCCCAAUCUUAAUGGUGGAUUUAAUUUCUCUCAACUUCCAACCACCACCACAAUUGGACGUAAACGACGAGAAGCCGGUGGAAAAUCAGCUGAGGCUCUUGUCGGUGGUUUACCAGAAAUGAUGUCACCAUUUGUCCAAGAGAAAUUACUUUCUUUCUUCAAGAAAUUCGCCAAUGCUCCAGAUCGAAUGGAAUAUAUUAAGAAUAUGCUUAAACCCUAAAGCGAUUUGAUUCUCUUUUUGUUUUCAUAUUUACCUUUUU
Molecule: messenger RNA, 3400 nt
Organism: Panonychus citri (citrus red mite)
Lineage: Eukaryota; Metazoa; Arthropoda; Arachnida; Trombidiformes; Tetranychidae
Exons: 2
Coding region: 2770-3360 (196 amino acids)
Source: RefSeq, a predicted model, not a curated record